This is a messenger RNA of Mya arenaria, 1743 nucleotides long. RefSeq lists its product as uncharacterized. Lineage: Eukaryota; Metazoa; Mollusca; Bivalvia; Myida; Myidae. The transcript has 2 exons. Bases 1 to 1698 code for a protein of 565 amino acids. The record is from RefSeq and is a predicted model, not a curated record.
AUGGCUUGUAGUUUCGAAUCAUCCAUUCAGAGGGGAUGUGACUUAAUACACGACUUUUCCUGCUCUCCGUGUGAAGACAACGGAUUUAACACAGAAGCCCACCAUCAUUGUACACAAUGUAAAACAUAUUACUGCAAGAACUGCAUUUCAAAACAUAACGGAUUAUAUCAGAAGCACGCGGUACUCGGCCGAAAGGACGUGAAGAAAUGGGAGACAGCCCUAGGGGUGAUGGACGUCCUAGAGAGAUGCGGGAUGCACCCCGGGGAGGCGCUGAAGCUGGUAUGUGGUGACCAUGACCAUCUGUGCUGUACUGUAUGCGUUGCCAUUGACCACAGACAAUGCUCCAAAAUCCAUCACAUUCCAGAUGUAGCAAAAGGUAUUCAGAGAAAUAUUGAGUUUCAACAAAUUCCAAUGAAGAUCGCUGAACUUCAAAACCAAUUCGAGCUGAUGAAAGAAGCACGAUUAAAGAAUACGACAUCUCUGAAAAAGACGCGGGCAGCCAUUUCUGAUGAAAUUAAAACCAUACGUAAAAAGAUCAACGAGAUCGUUGACAAUAUUGAGAAGACAACUUUACAGGACUUGGACGGAAUGAUAGCUGAACUUGAAAUAAACCUAAAGAAAGAUAUCGAAACUUGUGAUAAAAUGACUAUCGAACUGCAAAACAUGAUUGCCGCUUUUCAAACCAAAGCAAAAUCAAGCGAUUCAAAAUCAUAUAUUACGUACAGAAAGAGCCAGGAUAUGAUUUCACAAUCAAACCAUCUUCUUCGUGACAUAUCAGCCAUUGAGUGUUACAAUGUAACAUUUCAAGCCAAUAACCUUAUAGAAGAACUUUUAUCUGCAGUAAAGACGUUUGGAGCGAUUGAAGAACAAACUGUAUUGACCAAACAGGGAAGAGAUCCCCUUUCCGAUCCAAACCACAUCUUCAGUGUUGCAGAGUACAAGGAGUACACCGUGAAGAUGAGUGAUGACGAAGAUCAAUGUGAUAUCAUAGGCAUAUGUGAAAUGCCUAGUGGAGAGUUUGUCAUAGCAGACUGGGCUAAUCGUAUAGUGAAGCUCCUGGACAAUGAGUACAGGGUGCUCGACCACUGUGAUGUCCCGGAGUACCCAUGGGACGUGUGCCACAUUGAUGGAAAUGAAGUGGCCGUUUGUAUUAACAGUAAACUUCUUUUCAUUAAUGCUACGAAAGGCAAACUCGUUACUACGAAGAAGUUAAGUUUCAGCCGUGAAUGCAUUGCCGCAGCUCAUCAUGGUGGCCAGCUUUACAUCUCCUCCGGUACCACCCUGUACGUCUACACGAUGUCGGGAAAGAAGGUAAAAAGGCUCUACAAAGACAAGUCUGGGGAAAGGAUGGUGGAGAAAUGUGCCAUCAGUAACGACGGGAAGACAAUUUACUUAACAAACUACGAUGAACAUCAACUGAUCACCCUGGACAACAACGGCAACAAGCUUUCCUCUCUCACUGACCCUGACAUAAAAUUACCUACCGGAGUACACGUGACACCAGCUGGACACGUAUUCGUCUGCUGCUCCAAUACAGUGCUGCAGGUUGACAAAGACGGGAAGAAGAAAUUGGCCACCCUGGCAAGGAAAGAACACAUGGAAGUACCGCUAGCUUUAUUUUUCAGCAGCAGCACUUCUUCUCUGAUUGUUGGUGGAUGGGAAGACACACUUCUUGUUAUCAAGUUAAUCAAUGUUUGAUUUGGAACUAUCGAACUGGGAUCUUUCUAAUUGUUGCAAAGUAUA